This is a messenger RNA of Linum tenue, 5263 nucleotides long. The record is from the annotation of a GenBank genome assembly. NCBI's taxonomy places the organism in Eukaryota, Viridiplantae, Streptophyta, Magnoliopsida, Malpighiales, Linaceae.
AAAAAAGAACUCUUCUCUUCUUUCUCCCCCAAGUGAAGCUGAGCUGGGAUGCUUGCCACCACUCAGCUUCCUCCUUCCUUUACUUCACACUUUCUUUACAUUCCGGUGAUGGGAAAGCUAGGCGACAAGAGGGAGAUGGAUCGCCGUCGCGGCGACCGAGACGACGACGGCGACGAAGCAGAACAAUUUGCUCUGACUCUGAGCCGACCAAGCAAGAGGCAGAAGAAACUGCUCAUCAAUACUAAUGAGCUUCUGACCAAGCUCUGCAACUGGCUUCGCGACAAAUUCAUCCGCCCUCCUCCUUUUUCCUCCUCCUAUUCGAUUCCUUUCAACAGAAACAGCAGCAGCAGCAGCGAUUCUGGUUCCGGAUUAAGCAAAUACGACGUCUUCAUCAGCUUUAGAGGAGCCGAUGUCCGGAACUCCUUCCUCAGCCACCUCUACUAUCACCUGAAAGAUCUGCGGAAAUUGGCGGUCUACAAAGACGAUGUGGAUCUGGAGAGAGGGGAGCAGAUCUCGCCGUCGCUCUUGCUGGCGGUCCAGAGAUCCGACGUCUACAUUGUGAUUCUCUCCCCCAAAUACACUGAUUCCCCAUGGUGCUUGGAGGAGCUCGAGAAGAUUCUCCAGUGUAUGAAGCUGCACGGACGGAGGGUUAUACCGGUUUUCUACGGCGUCGAUCCUUCUGCGGUCGAAAACCAGAAAUUGCCCUCUUCCACUGCUGGGAGAAUUCGAAGCUGGAGAGCUGCAUUGAGUGAAAUAGCCAACCUCUCCGGAUUCGAUUCUCAGUUCAUCAGACCUGAAACUAAACUAGUCGAGGAAAUCGUCAAAGCUGUAUUCCAGGCAAUACGCAGCAGCAGCCAGAUGGUAAAUUUUUCAUCAUAUUCGGCUAGCAGAGGUUUGGUUGGAGUGGAAAGGCAGAUAGAACAAUUACAAGCCUUGUUGUGCUCUGACGAGAGGAGUAAUUGGACGAUUGGACUGUCGGGAAUGGCUGGCAUUGGGAAGACUACUCUUGCUAAGGCUUUCUUCGACCUAUUCUCCUCUCGAUUCGAAGCUUCAUACUUCUUCAGCAAUUUUGCUUACACGAUGGCUCGCGGGCUGUCUGUAUUGCCAUUUGGUAAUUUGCAAAAUGACUUCUUUUCAAAGCUGUUGGGUGAUGAGAAUGGCAGAGCAGGUGGUGGAAGAGUAUCCUAUGAUUUGAUGCUUCGCCGCCUUGGUUGUAUGAAGGCCUUGGUUGUGAUUGACGAUGUGGGCGACGAUGUUGGCAACAUUGGCCCGCUGAAGGAUCUGUUAAAUGGACAGUAUUGCAAUUUAUUCGGCCCGGGCAGUGUGAUCAUCAUGACGAGCAGGAACAAACAACUUCUUAAGAGUGUUUGUGAUCGUGUAUAUGAAGCCAAGGGUCUGGACUAUGAAGAAGGGUCUCGACUUUUCCGCUUGCAUGCCUUCAGACAGCAAAAUGUCCAAACUGAAUAUUUGCAGAUGAUUGGGAGAGCAGUGAACUAUGUCAGUGGAAAUCCAUUAGCAACUACCGUGUUGGGUGCACACUUAUUUGGUCGGGACCUCAAGUUUUGGGAUCGUGAGUUAGGCGCGUUGGAAGAUAAUCCGAACUCAGUGGUUCAGAAUGUAUUGCGAAAGAGUUACGAUGGAUUGAGUCGAGAAGAAAAGGAUAUAUUCCUUGAUCUUGCAUGCUGUUUUCAAUAUUGGAUAUAUUGCUGGCUAGACCACAUUGCGGAAUUAAUGGGUUUAGAAGGUGGGAGAGUGAACCUCAUCGCUAACCUUGUCGAUAAGUCUCUUAUAAUCACCGAUUCCAAUGGGCUAAUAGAAGUUAAUCGUCUGCUAGAAGUCCUUGCUCGCAGCAUUGUCAAUGAAGAACGACAAAUUGAAAAACGUUCGAGGUUGUGGAAAUCUCAAGAUAUUUAUUAUCUAUUUCGCGAAAACAAGGGGACUGAAUCCACCGAAGGUAUCUUCUUGGAGGUUGACCAAAUCGGAUACAAGGUACAUGGCUUGCACUCUUUUUUUAAGAAGGAUGAACAUGACUUGCACUUGCAACCCGACACUUUCAUGAAGAUGAAGAAACUCCGAUUCCUCGUGAUUCGUGAGUGCGCUAGCAGUCUAGUUACUCCAAAGGAUGGGUUACAAUAUCUACCAAACGCGUUGAGAAUUCUUGACUGGCAUUCGUUUGCUUCUAAGUGUUUGCCUUCUCAAUUUUCUGCUGAAAAUCUUAUCAAACUUAAUCUGCCAUUUAGCCAGAUUGAACAACUUUGGGAAAGUGAUGAACAACUUAAUGCGGGUUUGGGGAAUUUGAAAUUCCUUAAUCUCACGGGAUCAAAAAGGCUAAGAAAGUUGCCUGAUCUCUCCAGGGCUAAAAAGCUUAAAAAGGUUGACCUUUCUUCAUGUGAGAGCUUAGUGGAGCUCCCCUCCUCAAUUUUGGGUCUCCCCAAGUUGGAGUCCCUCAACUUGUCGAAUUGCAUCAGCCUAAAGUUCGAGAACUUGGAAGACUAUCAAACCAGCAACCGCGAACAAAGUACUUGUCAUUAUGGCAUUUUACCCAGCCUGAGAAUGUUGGAUCUAAGCUACAUACCAAUCCAGAAGUUUCCAAGUUUCAUCACCAAAAUGCGUAUUUUGGAACUCCGAUGCAGUGGCUGCUCUAAGUUGACUGAAUUUCCAGUCAUCCCAAGCCUGAAGGGCUUAACCUUGACUGGUAGUUUGAUCGAAGAGGUGGUUUUGGAGAAGUUGACAGAAUUGAAGUACCUCGACCUUUCGAAAAACGAGCAACUUAUUCUCAUCUCUGGUGACUUCUCUAAGUUGAAAUCUCUGGGACAUAUCAACCUGGAUGGUUGUAGCAAGCUGUUCAGCCUUCCCGACAGCUUUGUUAAUCCAACAAAUCUGGAAUGUCCCGCAGGAUUGCCUAAGUUGAGCCUCAGUGGUUGCAAGAGUCUAGCACGCCUUCCUGACAGCAUUGGUAAUCUGAUGCAUUUGGAAUCUCUUAAUCUAAGUUGCACAACUUUCAAAGAGCUGCCAUCCUCCAUUGUAGAUCUGAUUCGACUAUCUGAAUUGCUCCUCGAAGAUUGUAAGAGCCUAGCAUGCCUCCCUUUCACCAUCCACAAACUAACGAGAUUGAGUGAACUCAAUCUGGUUGGUUGUGAUCAACUAAGGCAUUUGCCAGAGCUUCCUUCAUCCUUGAAAAAAUUGGAUGCUCGUGGUUGCAAGUCACUUCAAACCCUGUCAAUUGGCACUGUCGAGAAACAUGACUUCUCAGAUAUAGAUUGGUGCUUUGGCCAGUGCUGGAAGUUGGAUCCAGUAGUAUGCAAUAAGAUUGUAGAUAAGUUCACACAGGAUUCUAUUCGAUGCUCUUACCGGUCAAGCCUGUUACUCCCUGCAAAAUGGGGGAGUGAAAGUGGUGGUGGUGAAGAAGGAAACAAAAAGGGACCUAAUAAUGGUAAUACUAAUAACAACACAACAGUGACAGCAAAGUUGCGUGGACAUCCAUGGAAGUUGAAGUCGAUAGUUUUCUGUGUGCUGCUCAACUCCCCUGAUCCCCUUCUUAGUAAUAAGGACACCAAUUUCCAUGUUCUUUGCAUGAUGCUCGACGAUAGAGACAAUGCUGGGGCUGAAGAAGUUGUGGGCGAAUACGUUUGGAAACCUUUCCGAAAAUAUGAUGAUCAGAAAGAUGAGCGUCUCUUGAAUGGUCACUUCUUAGUAUGGUCUACUGAUCAAACACUCGUCGUUGGGGAAAAUGCGGGCGGCUCUUCUACCGUUGAAUUCUUCUUUCGCUGCUGGUACACGCACGAGCUGCCCGACUUGGUCAAGAAUUGUCUGGUUAUUCCAGUUUACGACGACAGAGUAGUGACGAAUGAAGAUGGCGAAGAAGAAAAAGAUGAUGAUGAUGAUGAUGAAUCUCCAAAUGGCCUCCAUGGGUUAUAUGAUCGGUUGUGUGAUCACCCACCAGCAGUGAAGUUCUUUACAGAGGAGACAUGAAACUGGAGGAUAAUGGAAAAUGGAAAGCUGUUUGGAAGUGGAGAGGGCCAAGCAGGAUUAAACACUUCCUUUGGCUGGCAACCCAUGAACGCCUCCUCACUAACAAAGAGAGGGAGAAAAGGAAGCUGACAACUUGCAACUUGUGCAGCCACUGCAAUGAAGAAGAAGAAACAAUUGAGCACAUUCUCAGGAAGUGCAAAAAAGCCAAGAACAUUUGGGAAACGUUUCAGAACAAGGAGUCUACCAUGAGCAGAAACCUGAACUUCACUGAUUGGCUGAUACUUAACAUCAAAUGUGAAGAUACUGCCACAGAGUUUGGGAUCAUUUGUUGGCAACUUUGGAAGCAAAGAAAUGAUGAGGUGAUGGAAGGGCGUGCCUUUCUGAAAGAGAGUGUCACAGCUAAAAUCAAAGCAUGGUUCAAUAUAGUGAAUCAAGCUCAUGCCAACCAGCAGAAGACAGCAGGUUUUGUUCCAAAGAAGAGAAUCCCCUGCGAUGUUGGAUGGAAACCGCCAGAGGAAGGAUGGAUUCAACUCCAAUCUGAUGGUUCCUUUCAUGCUCAGAGUGGGAGAGCAGCAGCAGGAGGUUUGUUCAGGGAUCACCUAGGUAGAUGUUUGGGAGCCUAUGUGUGUAAUCUUGGACGAUGCUCAAUCACUGCUGCUGAGCUGCGAGGAAGCUUGGAGGGUUUGAGGAUUGCGUGGAAGGUAGGCUACAGGAAGAUCGUUCUUCACAGCGACUCAACCACUGCCAUUAACAUCAUUAAACACAGGAAUGAAGAUGUGCAUCGCCAUGGUUCAAUUGCCAGGCACUUGAGCUUUAUUUUGGAUCGACAAUGGGAGGUUAGAGUGUCCCAUGUAUAUAAAGAAGCGAACUACGCGGCUGAUUACUUGGCCAACAAGGCUCAUGAUUUUGAUUUUGGCACACAUCAUUUCAAUGUGUGUGAUAGGGACUUGGUUAGAUGGAUCAACCAUGAUGUAAUGAGAAUCUCCCAUGAAAGAGCUAUUAUUAAUAUGAAUUAGACGCUCGACGUCUGUCGUUUAACCAAUAAAAAAAAACCCUGCUCUGCAAGUCAAAUAAUGCAAACUGCAUCAACGUUUGGAAAGUGAUGCUUGGUUUUUGGCCAUUUCCACUUGAGGAAGGAAGGAUAGAUGUAUGUUUUAUGUUUUGGGUUAGGGCUUUUGGUGAGCUCAAUGGCAAAAUGGCCACUGAACUUUUGAUCCAUAUUGCGGAAUUGCCACUAAACUUUGUAAAGUAUGCUGAAGUGCUCAUUUAUGUUUUUGAAACCGUGAGAAAA